This is a messenger RNA of Triplophysa dalaica, 4197 nucleotides long. Its product is annotated as claspin. Gene Ontology annotation, molecular function: anaphase-promoting complex binding. Lineage: Eukaryota; Metazoa; Chordata; Actinopteri; Cypriniformes; Nemacheilidae. Gene Ontology annotation, biological process: mitotic DNA replication checkpoint signaling; mitotic G2 DNA damage checkpoint signaling; activation of protein kinase activity. The record is from RefSeq and is a predicted model, not a curated record. The transcript has 24 exons. Bases 176 to 3976 code for a protein of 1266 amino acids.
UUGAAGUUUAAUUCCUUUACCACCAUCGGGCGGGAGAUGGAUGUAUAGGUUUUAGCAUUCUAAAAAUAACAUACACAUUCGGACUUUAUGAAGUUUUAGAUAUAAAUAUUACAUUAUUUGUCUUUGGAGUGAUUGUUUUCUGCGGUUUUGUACCGAAUAAAGCUUGAGGCAAAAGAUGAGCUCUCUUCUCUCUGAGCGGCCUGUGGAUCCUCUGGUUGAGGGAGGAACAGCUGCGAGUGAUUCAGACAGUGGAAUGGGAUCACCAAUGGAAGGUCCUAUGACUGACACAAAUCUGGUCAUUGAUGAUCAACAAGAUUCGGAAGACGAUGAUAUCACAGUGAGUCGAAAGGGACGUUUGCGAAAGGCACUUCGUGACAGUGACAGUGAUGGAGAGCAGGAAGAGGCUGGAAUGGCAAAUGCUCUUGUCCUAUCAGAGUCCAGCGAGGAGGAGAAGAAGACCAACGAGACGAAGAGCACCAAAAAGAAAAUGGGCAGUAGAAUAUCCCGCCUCUCAAUGGAUAGUGAUGAAAGUGAGCCAGAGAAAGAGGAUGUUCAAGUCAAACCAAAAGAAGCAAAGAAAAAGAGGGAUAAGUCACAGAGACGCAGAGAGAAAGACAAACGCAAUGCAUCCCUUGCAAAGCGACUGAAAGAUAAAACAGAGGAUUCACCUCCACUCAAAGCACUUUAUGACAGCGGUUGUCUUCUGGGAGACUCUGAUCUAUUUGAUGCACAGUUGGACGAAGAUUCUGAACAGCAUCUGGAGGAUGAAGAUGAAGAGUCACUGAACGCCAUCAGAUCAGCUGUGAAAAAGAAGGCAAAACGCAAACCUCAGUUGUCAGAUUUCAGUGGAGAUGAAGAACAAGAGAACAAGCCACAGCGGAAGGAGAGAAAGUCUGCAAAGGCCAGCAAGGAGGCACUUAGACAGCUUUACAGUGACAGUCAGAGACUGGUGCGAGAGUCUGUGGUCGGUCUUCCUUAUCACAUGCCAGAGCCCAAAAGUAUUGAUCAGUUCUUCAGGAGAAGACCACGUCGAGAGGGUCCUGCCAUGGCUUUGCUCAAGUCUGCCAAAUACCAAGCUUGUAUUUUAGAGGCCAGUGCAGUACCUCCUCUAGAUCAAAAUCAAGCCAAUACCUCUGAACAUGUGCCUCAACAGGACACAAGUCUUCAGACAGACUCAUCCGUGGUUACAAACCAGACAUUCAGCACAUCCCUUCCCUCAACAGACAGCACUACCAGCACUCACCAGGAAGCCACUACUGAUGGAGAAGCACAUACAGAAAAUGAUACAAGCACUAACAGCCCCAAACCUGUGGUUGAAGAGAAUGAUGAUCCCAUUGAUGAUACUGAACAUUUAGAUAAUGCACAGCAGCAGGUCCAGACUGAGGAUUUCGCAAAGCCAUCAGUGACUGAACCUGCCCCACAGGUGGCAAAACCUCGAAAGGAUAAGUUGGCGAGGCUAAGAGAACUUGGUCUAGAUCCUCCUCCAGUGGCGAAGCUGUGUGCGGAUGAGGGGGAUUUUGUUCAGCUGGAGCCGCCUCAGGAAAACCCAGCUCUGAAAGCACUACAGGAACGGUUUUUGAAGCACGUUCAGCCUGUCGCCCGCCCCAAAGGAGAGCGCACUAUGCAGCUAAGUGUGGUAAGAAAAGACAAUGCCCCUUCUGGACAGCAGGAACUACGCACUGAAUCCAUCACUAUCACCGUCAAUGAGGAAGAGGACCCUGGAAAAGCCAAACAAGGUGAGAAACUGGUUGUCCUAAAGUCUCGUUUGCAGCAGGCCAUGGCCAUCCGCAGGAAGGAAGAAAGGGAGCGUAGAGCUGCUCUGCAUCGCCUUGACAACGAGGAUUGUGAGGAGGAGGAAGCUGAAAUGACUGAGUCAGAGGAUGAAGAGGGUGUUGAUGUGUUGUUGGGGGAUAAUGGUGCGGAAGAGGAGGACGAAGACGAAGCAGCGGAGGAAGGUGAAGAUGAGGUCUCAUUGAAAACAUGCCCCUCCCCAGGCUUUAAGAGUCCCUCUCCUACUCCAGCAGACACUGAUGGCACAUUGAUGCUGUUUGCCGGCAACUCCUGUUCCCGCACAGGUGAUGGUGUGAGAAGAUCAGGACCAGCUGGCCAUGAAGCUUACAAUAAAAUGGAGGAGGAUGAUACUCUAUCAUUGGCUAAGGACAGCAGUCAUAACAGCAGCUUUGAGCUAAUGGGCUCAAUGAUUCCAUCAUACCAGCCAGUGAGCAGAGCUGCAGGCAGAGGCCUGUCUGCCAGUGCGUUCCGCUCUCCCUCUCCAUGCCUAUUCAGACCCAGUUUCCUCGGCUCUGCUUCAAAGAGCUCGGGUAAACUCUCUGAGCCCUCACUCUCUCUCCCUGUGGAGGACUCUCAAGACCUUUACGCACCCUCUUCUCCAAGUGAGUCUGCCCUCCCUCCGGCUGGGGACUCCCAGGGUCGAUUCUCAUUGGAGGAGGACACCCACUCACAGCUCCUGGAUGCCGACGGCUUCCUAAACGUCGGCCCUCGCAGUCUGCCCCGCCGCUCUCACAAGCGCCAGCUUUUACUAGACAGCCUGGAUGAAAACGCCAUGGACGCUAACAUGGGAGAGCUCCUAGGGCUCUGCUCGGAGGGCUUCGGCUCAGGGAAGACCCAGCCAGGGAACUCGCAGCCUGGAGCAGAGGAUGAGCUGCUGGGACUGUGCUCUGGAGCUUUUACAACACAGCCUGAAGAACCAGCUGUACGGCCCAAGGAGACGAACAUGGCCUUGGUGCCGGAGAAGCAGAGAGGGGACAGUCGUGGCAGUUCAGAUGCAGACAUGGACCAGCUGCUGGCUCUCUGUUCCGGCAAGUUCACAGGAAGCCCAUCUGCUUCUUCACGUCUAUCAGUCUCCAGUCCUGCUUUUGAAAAAAGAAACAAGAAAGUAAUUGAAGAAGAAGAAGAGGAAGAGGAAGAAGAGGGUGACUGUGAAUUCCAUCUCCUGUCUGAUGUUGACAGCCUUAGUGAGAAGGAGGAUAAUGAAGAUGAAUCUGAUGCUGAAGAGGAGGAAAUUGACAAUGAGGAGGAGGAGGAAGAAGAAAGAGAAGCAGUCUUUGGGCGACGGCCUGGCAAAAAGAAAAUGCGUUUGGCUCAGUUUGUGGAUUCAGAGGCAGAGCUGUCAGGGAGUGAUUUGGGCAGUGAGGAUGAGGAUGAAGAAGGUGGAGAUGAAUACGAGGAUGAAGAUAUACAAGAGGAGCUUCCAUCAGAUGAGGAGUUGAUGGACCAAGUGAACAAAAUCCACAUGAAGCAUGUAUUAGAUGAUGACAAGAGAAAACUGCGACUGUAUCAAGAGCGUUACCUUGCUGAUGGUGACCUGCACUCUGAUGGACCUGGACGAGCUCGACAAUUCCGCUGGAAAAACCUUGAUGAUAACUUUGAGUUUGGUGGAACGGAUCCCAAUGGAGAUGAGGAAGAGGAGGAUGAAGAAAUUGAUCAAGUGGAGUUACAAAGACGUAAAGAGAGGAUAGAGAGGGAGCAGUGGAUAAGAGAACAGAAUGCAGCUGAGGCCAAAAAGGGGGGAGAUGUGGAAGAUGAAGAAAAGAUACAAGAUGAGGACAGUCAGUUUAUGAAGCUUGCCAAGAAGGUCACUGCCAAGACACUUCAGAAGAGAGACACUCCAGUUGUUCUGCAAGAGAAGGCCGCUCUCAAUACCAACCAGUUCCGAAAGCCAUUUGAAUCCACUGUGGUCAAAAGAGGCUCAUUGCUCAGUCAGCCUCGUUCAAUGUUGCAGAAAUUAGCCAGCAUCUCUGACAGCAAUCCCUUGGCCCCUCGUAACUCAAGAGGUUUCCUCUUCCAAACCUUGUCACCGGAAAAAGAAACCCCCAAAUUAGACGGCCCCAAGAAACAGAUUAAGAAAAGAGGACAGACUGACUCUUUGGCCCCUGCUGCCAAGCGAACAUGUUUUGGGAACCCCCUCAAACCUGCAGGACCACCACGAAGUAUUUUCAGUUAUCUGGAGAACUGAUAAAUUGCCUCCAACACCAGUAUUACUAACAAUUAAUAUAUGGCUUGAAUUUUCCCAUUGGCUAUCCCAAAUUCCAUGAUUAUGAAUGCUGGAUAUGUUUGCUAUUUGGAUUGUUUGUUUAACACUGUUUCUAUCAUGUAAAUAUUGUGAUGUUCUUUUAAGUGAUGUAUUUUUAUUUGUUUUUAUAAAAAUUGUAAAUUAAAGUGUAUUUUAAAUGGUAA